AUAAGGACAAUUAGCCACCAGCGAGCCCCUGCAGACAGCGAGUUAAUUAGGGGUUUCCUGCUCUCCGGCAUGCCCUGUCCCAGCUCCUGUCCCCCCGGGCUCCUAGCGCUGAUGGCACCUGGGCUGGCCCUCAUGGCCACCUUCUCGCUGCCCUCCCAGGCCGGGGACAGGAGAGCGCUGCCGGUGGAGAAAUCUCCAGGUGUGAAGGGAAGGACUCUCAUUCUCCUUGAUGUCAACACCAAGAGCCCUGUCAGGAUAAUCAGUGAGAAUUUCCUCUCCCUGCAGCUGGACCCCUCCAUCAUUCAUGAUGGCUGGCUCGAUUUCUUAAGCUCCCGGCGGCUGGUGACCCUGGCGAGGGGCCUGGCCCCCGCCUUCCUGCGCUUCGCGGGCAAGAGGACGGACUUUCUGCAGUUCCACAACGUGAAGAACCCGGCCAAGAGCCGCGGCGGGCCCGGCCCCGAUUACUACCUCAAGAACUACGAGGACGACAUUGUUCGCAGUGACAUUGCCCUGGAUAAGCAGAAAGGCUGUAAGAUCGCCCAGCAUCCUGACAUAAUGUUGGAGCUACAGAGGGAAAAGGCAGCUCAGAUGCACUUGGUUUUGUUAAAGGAGCAGUUUUCAAACACAUACAGCAACCUCACACUAACAGCCAGGUCUCUAGACAAACUCUAUAACUUUGCUGACUGCUCUGGCCUUCACCUGAUCUUUGCACUGAAUGCUCUGCGCCGAAAUCCCAAUAACUCUUGGAACAGCUCCAAUGCACUCAGCCUGCUGAAGUACAGUGCCAGCAAGAAAUACAACAUCUCCUGGGAGCUGGGCAAUGAGCCCAAUAACUACCGGACCUUGAUUGGCCGCUCAGUGAACGGCAGCCAGCUGGGGAAGGACUACAUUCAGCUGAGGAGCCUGCUGCAGCUCAUCCGUACCUAUUCCAGAGCAAACCUCUAUGGGCCAAACAUUGGGAGACCCAGGAAGAAUGUCAUGGCUCUCUUGGAAGGGUUCAUGAAAGUGGCUGGCAGCACAGUGGAUGCUGUUACCUGGCAACAUUACUACAUCGAUGGCCGAGUGGCCAAAGUGACCGACUUCCUGAAAACACGCCUGCUAGACACACUGUCCGACCAGAUCAGGAAAAUCCAGAAAGUUGUGAACACGUACACACCGGGCAAGAAGAUCUGGCUGGAAGGCGUCGGUGCUACCUCUGCUGGAGGCAUGAACAACCUCUCCGAUUCCUAUGCGGCCGGGUUCCUGUGGCUGAAUACAUUGGGCUUGCUGGCCAGCCAAGGCAUUGAUGUAGUGGUGCGGCACUCCUUCCUUGACCAUGGCCACAACCACCUGGUGGACCAGAACUUCAACCCCCUGCCGGAAAUCCCUCACCUUGUAAGUGGAGAAGCAGACAGGAUGGCUGGGUGCUCUGCUCACCCCAAGAAGGAGUUUACAGGGUUUCUUCAGGGCAACACCAGGGGAGAGUUUGGGGAAUAUGCCCUGAGCUGAUAAAGACAAUUAAGUUAUUCAAAUUACUGCUGUUAUAAUUUUCCAACUAAAUCAGACACCAUGCCUCUUGUGGCCUCUUCCUUGCUCUCCCAUGUGCUCCAGAGCUGAUCUGCUGCUCACGUCCCAGUAACACAGUCCUGCACAAGCACCAGCGUUGCUCGUGCGCUUUAAAAGAGCCACGAGCAGGUGCAGAUUAGUACGGGACUUCAAAGAUGUGAGCAUAAAAAAGCUUGUGGAGAUCAGACUGUGACCCACAUGGCAGUACAGUGACUGCUAUUUUCCCGUGGGAGCUAUCAGGGGGAUGAAAGUGUCUGGAUGGACCUGUGCGGGGUCACCGCGCCGUGAAACCCAACACACUUGCUGGCUGCUGUCACAAAGACUUUUCUGCAGGUGGGAUGGGCACAAGGCAGAGGCUGUUGAGAGAAGGCUGUGCUGUUGCCUGAGUGAGUGUGGCAGUUUGCUGCUGGUCCUGCUCACUUUGGUGCUGCCCUUGUGGCACGGUGCAGCGAGUGGCACAAGGGACCUGGUAAGACCUGGCAUACGCUGUCUGCAUGGGGCCAGGGAAUGUGCACAGCCAGGGCCAUGCACUGGAGACAUUGCUGUGUACAGGAAUAGAAAGGUCAGUGCACAGCUCUCUGCAGUGGGGUGGUGCUGCUGUGGGCCGUGCUGUGAGCCUUCAGACCACACCUGAGCCUUCAUCCAAUGGCAGACCUGCAGAAAUAGGCUUCUCUUGCAACUAAUGGGAAGAAAACAGGAGAAAUUGGGUGCCUUGAAUUGGGCAUGGAUGUGCUCAGGCUGCGGAAUAUAAAUGCUUCUGCCAAGCUUAAUGCAGCUGCUCUCAAGUGUUUUAAUGCCUUGUUAUUUCUGAGAGAACUUGGUUGAGUAUCAUUGAAGUGCUUUUUCUUCUUGAGCGAUCGGGGCAGCCAGCUGUAAAGCAAUCAGGGCUUGACUGCGUGGCAUGUGCUUGAGAAGUCCUUCAGGCAGAGCUUCUCCUGUCCGUAAGUCUGUCUGCAUGCAUCUGAGCCCAUCCAUACGUGUGUGGGAGCAGGGAGUAGAUGAAGUGAGGGGAGAAGCGGCACUGAUAUUCACCCUUCAUGGGGCAAUGCCUUUGAAAAGCCUAUCUGGCAUUUAGGAGCUAUCUGCUCCUUUUAGGCAUGCAGUAGACAUAAUACAUCACCCUGGUUAAUAUCACUCUGAAGCAGUCCAGAAUGGUGCAAAACGUUCAUUUCAUUGCAGAGGCCCCAAGGUAAGUGUGAGCUAUCUCUUCAGACUGCUAGAGCAUGCAAAACUUUGAAAUGCUCAUCCAUACAGAAGUCCCCUCUGUUUUAUCCAUUUUUGGAACUGAUGUCUGCCCCCUUAAUGCACAAGAAGUGCUGUGAGGUUACACCUAUGUGUGCAGAAAUUUGGGUAUGCUUCUAGGGAGGGCCAGAGAAACACAAACCCAACAAAAAGGCCAAAGCUGAAAACCAAACUCAGGUUUCCUGAUAACUGUGGCAUCUCUUGAACCUUCUUCUAAAGGCUGUGAGGGACAAGGUUCUCCUGCAUUAGGUGCUAAAACUUCCUCCAUCUAAGUUUAAUAAACAGCAUACGGGGGCGUGAGAAAAGGCUUCGAGGGAUCACAGGGCAAAGCAAUGGCAGAGGCUGCCUGCUCAGCCGUGGUAGGAAAAGACAGUGUAAUAUUGUGUGUGAAUUGAUGGCGUCCUUGGGAAAGCACCACGGCGGUGCGGCGGGCUGCGCCUGGUGGGGCUGCACUCGGACGCUUGGAUGCCGCCAGCAAUUUUUCACCUCCUUUGCUUAGCCCACAGGCACUGAGGAACUCAAUGGGAAAGUUACUGCGUGUCCUGGCCAAGGUGCCAGGGUUGGGAGCAGGGCUCCCCGCCUGCUGCACGUCUGCAUUCCCCUGAGCGCUCGUUAGCCGAGCUGCCUUGGCGGCCACGCUGCUCCUUACCGCUGAAGGUCCCAGCUUCUCCCCAGCCAAGCCUCUCCUGCCUCGCGCUGUGCUGCAAUAAUCACCCCCAUCCAGGGUUGGGGGCUGCAUCCAUCCACCUGCACCCAUCCCUGCCCUGCUGAUGGGGCCAUGUGGCAGUGGGAAACAGUGUCCCCAUGCGGGGAGCAACAAAGGGUGGGGAGAAGGAGCCGGUCCAUUAGAGCUCACACACAUGGAAGCUGUUCUUUGUGACCGUAAAUCUGCAGCACGGGUGUCUGGCACCCCCAUCUGCCCUGCACACUGGAGUAUGGGCUCUGGCGCAAGUGAUGUCUGCAGAUGGGGAGAGGAAGGGAGUGGAGAGAAUGAAGCAGAAGUGGCUUGUGUGGUACAUGGGCUCUGGCUGCUGGAAAGAGGGAUGAAAUUCUGGGCCAUGUGAAGACCCAAAGCUGCAUGGGAACUGCCUGGUGCAGUUCCGAGGGGCUCUGCUUCUCUUCCAGCCGUGGCUAUGCUGAGGGCUGCAGCAUCCCUUGCUCCCCACACCCUGGCUGCAUUCUAUCUGUGAGCCUGCUCUGAGGCUCCUUUUAUCUGCAAACCAGGAGACAGAUUUAAAGCGCUUGCACUCUGCUCACUGUCACAUUGGGUUAAGGGGCCUUUCCCUCUUUGUGCUCCAUAAAAAAAAAAAGUAUCUGAAGUGCGUAUGCUUGGACUUUGAAAGGCAUCAAAGCUGUGAGCUGCCUGCAGCUCAGGCUCCCACCCACUGGGGCUGUGGGACACAUGCACAGAAGAGCCAUGCCAUGCAUGUGCUGUGCACCCAGCCACCCACUGCCACCAGCUGCAGGGGUGGUGGGGAUAGCAAGGUGCUCUUCAGCAUGGCACACAGCUACUGGCAGAAUGGAGGGAAGUAGUGUGAUGGUGAAAAGUAGCAGAUGAAGGGAAAACAGCAAACAAAUUGUAUUUGGUUUCUAACCUGCCUGAUCCUGUGGCUCUGCUCCCUUCCUGUCGCCUCCAUUGCCUGGACCCUGUUAGGGAGAGGUGAUGACAAAAGGACUCUGACUGCUGCUCCAUCUGCUCUGCUUGUGUGGCGGGAGCUCGCCUGCUCAGGGCCAGUGCACAAUGGCUCAGCAGACUUCUGAGGGUUGUGCUGCUGGGGAGACCCAGAGCUAUGGGACAAGCAGCUGAUGCCGAGCCCGAAUGCACUGCUGCUGGCACUGGUGGGUGAGGCUGUGGCUCUCCCAGCUGCCGUGUGCAUCCAUGUUAGCAGGUAAUUGGGGUUGGAGCAACUCUCCUGGCAGUGCCACGUGCCGUGCUUUGGGACUCACUGGACAGCCAUUGAAAAACGUGACCUCGUUUCCUUUUCCUAACCACAAGAAGAUAUUCCGCCCGCAGGACCAGCCAGCAACCAAGCUGAAGCAAGCCCCCAUAAGCGCACAGCGCAGGCAUCGUGGCCACAGCUGUGAAAGAGUGGGGUGAGAUGAUGCACUCACAGCCGUUGGGGCAGGAAGGAAGAGGAGAAGCACAGCAAAAGCAAUGCAAUCCCAGGCAGAGAUGUCAACAGCUGCAGAGGACUGCUGGGUGCAAGAGCCACCUCUAGGCAGGGCUCGGUGCUGGUGCUGCGCCAUGCAAAGUCUGUGCUGCCCAGGGGGCUGCCGCUGCCAGAUCUUUGUGUGGGAUUUGGGUAGGAAAGCCUUGAGCUGUCCAAGAAGCACAACAAGGUCACGGGUGAUGUUAAGAACUGCAUCAGCCCAGUCCUGCUGGAGGAACGACCAGCCGCGUCUUGAACAGGAUGCACAGACCUCCACAGGGAGUGAGCCUUGGAUGCUGAAGAUCCUUUAAUCUAGUGGAAAAAGAAAGAGCAAGAACCACUGGUUGGAAGCUGACGCCAGACAAAUUCAAGCUGAAAAUAAAGACUGUUAACAGUGCGGAUGUUUAACCACUGGAACAGGUUCCAUGGGAAGUGGCAGUUCUCCAUCCCGCCGGGCCUGCAGAACCAAGUCACUGGAAGAAGCUUUUGCCAAAAACAAGCCACAGGGCUCAGCAGACGGAUAAAAACUCCUCUGUCCUGUGGGACAUGAGAAACUGGGUCCCUUAUCUCAGUAAGGGUUGCUCAGGCAGUCAAAAUGCAGGUUGUGGUGCAGGAAUGCAGCAGGCUGCUGAAACUUGCGUGUGCCUUAGGGAUGGUGUGGGAGAGUUCCAGGGUCUGCCAGGCUGGGCACUGUGGAUGCACCUUGAGUGCCCACCUACCUGCUGUUUAUAGAGAGACUGAAGGUCUGGGGCUUAGGUUUCCUGGCUACAGCAACCUUUUCUCAUGUGUGCAGUUGGACAGGCUUGGGCAGGCUGUAAAGUAGCUUUGCUGCCUGUAGGAGGGAGCAAGGGAGAUCCUCCUGAGCGCUUUGUAGCAGCUCUGGAGGCAGGAGAUGUGGUUAGCGGGGCUGUCUGAAGGGCUGACUAAUCAGCUGCCUUUCCAAAAGCUUAAGCUUCUAAAAGCUCCUGUGAUGAAUUAAAACAUGUAAGGAGAUAAAGCAGGACCCUCUGGGCUUUCCCCGUCUGGUGGAGAGCUCUCCCCUCUAGCACACAGAAGACGUGGUUGGACUGAGCUCCACAGAUCAGCUCGCGUGAGACCAUGGCCCUUCCUGCCUGCAAAUCCACCGUCCCAGCCAGGGACCUCCUGCUCUGCUCUGCUCAGGUGCCUGCAGCCCCGCCGAGGACUGUAGCAGCAGCCUUAAUAGGUCUGCAAAGUAAUUAAAGCAAGAAAGCUCCCUCGGUUCCCCAGGGACUAAUAGCGGACCAGAUUCCUUUCUGCUAUUCCUCCUCUAGCCUUAUGGUUGUAUAAUGGCUCACCACAGGAGCUCUCAGCAGCUCCAAGGCCCUGGUCCUGCUGUGACUGGGCUGGAUCGAGCUGUGCUCUGCUCCGGGCUGUGGCUUUUUGCUGCAAGGUGGUCACGAGGACACAUGGAGGAGACACAGCCAGGGAAACAGACACAGCCAGGGAAAAAGCCACCCUGUUGCUUUCAGAUAUGGGUGUCAAGACCCAACUUCCCACUUCAGUGACCAUCUGAACAGGAGACAAAGCAAAUUGUAGUUGCAGGUGCCCAGCAGCCCUGAUGGGAUUUUGGUUGGGGCUCACAGCCUUGCAGCAGCCAGGGAAGUGCCCACACCCAGAGGUUUUGUUCUGAUCAUGCUGAAUGCGUGUGCAAUUCAUCAUCCAAAUACUCGAUGUCACUGGCUCCUGGUAAUUUAUUGCAAGGAACAUGAUUUUGGCCCCUGCUGCAAGCAGGCUUGCGAUGACGCGAAAAGCUGCAGCUGUCUUCAGUGCUUCCCUGCAGCAAGCUGAAUGGCUUGAGUUCCUCCAGGCUGCAGCAAAAGGCUCCUUUUCCAGCCCCUGGGUCAUUUUUCUGGCCCAGCUUUGAACUCUCUUUGGUGCUUCCACAUCCUUCUUGAAAGAAAGGCUUCAGAGCUCACCCUGCCUGCCAAGAAGGGUAAAAUCACUGAGCUUCUUCUCCUCCUGCAGAUGCUGAAGGGACACAUUGGUCCCCACACUGCUCUGAGCAUCUCUGCUAAGGUAGUUGGUAGCACUGACGGAUCUGCUAAGCCACAGCUUUUAGGGGAGCACCAAGAGCACAUGGAACACGAAGGGUGGCCACCAAGUCCCCAAGGACUCCCUUUGAGUCCUCUAGCAUCUAUCACUCCCAUAAUUUGCCAGCAAAACCAGCAUCUUGCUGAUGGAAAAGUGCACAGAAAGCAAGAAACUCCACAGUGCUGCAAGGAAGAGCUAUCUAACAGGGAGCUAACAGGCCAUCUUCAGGCUGGGCCAAAAGCAGCUAGAGGAGGGCAGGAGGUUUUCCCCCAGCCCUCUGGCCAAAGAUGACCCAGCCAGUGGGAAGCAGGUUUGGAUGUCCCUGUGGCAGGCUGAGUGGCACUGCUGGCACCAACCAGAUGGGUGUUCCUCUUGGCUGGUAGCUGCUGCGGCAACAAGGACAGAGCCCCGUCCUGCAAAGCGGCCCUCUGAGCAUGCCCCCUCCCUUCCUACAACCCUGCUUCAUUUACUGCACACCUCCCAGCUUCUGCAGCGGAUGAGGGGGGGCCCUGCAGACGGUGGCUGCCAGCAGUGCACAGCCUUGCUUCCCUCCCCGGGGCCUGGGGCCCAUCCUGUGUGCUAAGCGAGGCCGUGCCCUGUGGGAAAAUAUAGUAUGUGGUGACGUAAUUAAAAGGCUGCAUCAUUAAUGCAUGUGCACAGGGGCUGAGCAUUUCCUAUUUCUUGAAUACUUGGCUUCCCUGCGCUAUGGUCAUGGGUGCUUAGCUCCAAAGGCGGCUUUUGGAGGAGAAAUACCUCUGGGGAGUGAAGCACCCCAGGCUCUCUCCAGAGCCAAUUUGCCAUCAGCAGAGUGGGGAGCAUGGGAUAGAUCGAGGGGUUCCAGCCUUGCACAGCAAUGGGGUGGAAGGUGUCAUUGUUCCAUGUGGGCUGUGCGUGGCUUUGCAGCGUGGCUGUGUGUAGGUCCAUGAGAUGUGAGAUAGCAUCCGUGCUGCUUUCCACCAAGCUGCAUGGCCUGAGCUCCUUUAGAGGAUAUCGGUGUCUCUUAGCGUGCAAAGCAAUGUACUCCUUCCUUAAUCUCUUUCCUGGAAACAGCUACACCAUUUUGGCUUGAUCUGUGCCAAAAAAUAAAAGCUCACCCCAAGGCAGACACCUGGCAU
Lagopus leucura (white-tailed ptarmigan) is the source of this 8104-nucleotide messenger RNA. It is a transcript of the gene HPSE2, whose product is annotated as heparanase 2 (inactive). The transcript is spliced from 10 exons. Gene Ontology annotation, cellular component: membrane; extracellular matrix. NCBI's taxonomy places the organism in Eukaryota, Metazoa, Chordata, Aves, Galliformes, Phasianidae. Gene Ontology annotation, molecular function: hydrolase activity, acting on glycosyl bonds. The record is from RefSeq and is a predicted model, not a curated record. The coding region runs from base 70 to 1488 and encodes 472 amino acids.